ACAAACGCGGCUUCGCAAGCAAAAUUAUGUUUAUUUCCUAAAGUCUCGUUUAUGUUCCCCCUUUGUAUCAUACAGGGAUUAAUGAAAAAUCAAAACAUUUAGCAUAUAGUUGCGUUAAAUUACAUCCCUUCAUCGGUUCGGGUCGUGAUCAUUUCGGAAUCAGUGCGAACAGUGCGAAGAGCCAGUACUUUUACGCGCGCUAUUUUGCCGGACCAGUGGCUCUAUCGUCAGCCAAUCCGCUUGGUGUGCCGGUGUCGAUGCAGCGGAAAUUGCGAAAGAAAUGCAAACCACGAGCUGCGAACCAUCGGAAGCAGCAACCACAGGCGUGGAGGACGAAGUAAAUGCUAAGUAUCGGCAAAAGUACCGUCGAUUAAAACGAUACAUGACCGAUAUGGUGUUUGAAAAUGCUGCAUUAAGCGAUCACAUAACACAGGUGCAGGAGAAAACCAGUCAGGUUUGUGAGGAGCGUCGGUUUUUGUUGAAAAAGUUGCUGGAUUAUGAAAACGAGCUCGAAACGCAACUGGGACGACCUUGCAGCAAGUUGAACGAAUUGAUUGCGAACAGUUUACCACCGAAGCGACAGUACAAGAAGCGGGAUAAAAAUGCGACCGUUAAUGGAACGCCCAACGCAGGCACUUCCGGUGAAGGUGGACCGGACACACAAGAUACUCAGGGAACUGCGCCGGAUGGUGUGGUGCAAAAUGGAAAGGACGGAGAAGGUAAUGAUAAAUCCAGUUCCGCUGAACUAAAUGGUGCGAAAAAUGGGCACCGAGUAGGGAAAAAGCGGGGACCAUCGGCCAAAGGUGAUGGUGCGGCAGAUGGUAAACCGAGAAAAAAGCCACGACUUGGUGCUGGUACGGGAAAGAAGCGCAUGUCUAACAUUACGGUGGACCAAUCGGGACAUCCAACGUACCCGAUCACGGUCGGAGGCUUCAUAGUGCAGAGUAUGGGCGAAAUCGUCCCAGAUCGAGCGGCUUAUCAUACGGAAUGUACGAUUUAUCCAAUCGGGUAUACAAUCACGCGACCUUAUGGCCACUAUAAGGAUCCGGAAAAACGGUGCAACUAUACCUGCCGCAUACUGGACGAUGGCGAAAGACCUCGGUUUGAAAUCGUGCCCGAAUGCACGGAUCCCACCGGCGGGUCGUCCGAAUCCGAUGACACGAAAGUCACGUGCGUCGCAGAGGACACGAUCAGUGGCCCAACGACGGACGUGUGUCAUGCGGAACUACUGCAGAGGAUCAAUACGGCGCUUAACAUACGCUCUAUCGAUUCCCGUCCGUUGGGUGAUUGGUUCUUCGGUUUAUCACAUCCGACCAUUUCGAGCCUAAUACAGAGCUUUCCGGCCGCGAAGGGUUGCACUAAUUACCGGGGCACUAAGAAGGAUAGCUUGGCUGAUAUGGAUAAAGAGAACGAUGAUCCGGCAAUUAGCUACGAUGCGCUGUUACGCCACAUAACGAUUUCGACGUAUCGUACCGUGCCGGAAAUUAAGGAAGAACCGCCGGACGAACUGUUUGACCAUUCGGAUGGCAAUUCGUUUAGUUUGUCGGUGUAGGCUAGGUGUGUGUCUGUUCAUGUGUACAUAGACCGAAUCGUAGUUUGAGAAUGGAACUGGGAUGUUGUGAAUGAUGGGUGUAAUAAUAAUCGGUACCUCCUUUCGCAGGGACUUUCGAUAAGAAUGCUCAUUUCCCGGGCGUAUUUUAAAUGUUCACACAUACAAAGGAAGACAAAAAUCACGGACGGAACAAUCCCUUCCUUCCACUUCAAUAUACCAAGGAAUAAAGCGGGGUCAUUAAUGCGAAACUUUCUUUUGUAAAACUAUUUCGUUGUGA
Molecule: messenger RNA, 1829 nt
Organism: Anopheles moucheti
Lineage: Eukaryota; Metazoa; Arthropoda; Insecta; Diptera; Culicidae
Product: transforming growth factor beta regulator 1
Exons: 2
Coding region: 281-1552 (423 amino acids)
Biological process (GO): regulation of cell cycle
Cellular component (GO): nucleus
Source: RefSeq, a predicted model, not a curated record